Messenger RNA from Diaporthe amygdali, 2400 nucleotides. Its product is annotated as tissue alpha-l-fucosidase. The transcript is spliced from 2 exons. Gene Ontology annotation, biological process: fucose metabolic process; glycoside catabolic process. Gene Ontology annotation, cellular component: lysosome. The coding region runs from base 1 to 2400 and encodes 799 amino acids. Lineage: Eukaryota; Fungi; Ascomycota; Sordariomycetes; Diaporthales; Diaporthaceae. Gene Ontology annotation, molecular function: alpha-L-fucosidase activity. The record is from RefSeq and is a predicted model, not a curated record.
AUGAAGAAUCUCAUCACGAGACAGCUUCCCCAAGCAUUGGCUGGCCUUCUUUGCUUGACCAAUGCAGCCAUCGCGGCCCGCUCAGUGCCAAUCGACUUGAUAUCCUACUUCAACAACAAAGCGUUCGGCACCUAUCCGAAUGAGACCGCAUUCGAGACCAACCUCAACCGGUCCUACCCGCCGCUGAACCACCUCGCCCAGGAUGGCAUCUACACGUCCCAGAGCACAGGCGUGCGGUACGACUUCCCGAGCUACACAGGCCCGCAGCAGCCAGACAACCUGAUCUGCUCGGGGCAGACGAUCCCGGUCCCGGGCAGCGGCAACGGCAGCAAGGCCUUCUCGCUCAGCAUGCUGGUGGCCAACGACGUGCGCGACGCCAUCGCGUCGCACGACCUGACGUACCUCUACACGGACGGGACGUCGGCCGCCGCCGAGCUGCGCGCCCUGUCCUUCUUCAGCUGGCUGACGCUCACGCACGGCGAGAUCAUCAGCCCCUUCACCUGGACCCCUGAGGGCAAGGACUGGAAUACCAGCCAGAUCUUCGAGUUCACGGGCUACCUGGACCCGGCCAAGACGCUCGCGGCCGUGCAGCUGCCAGUCGCUGACAAUGCCACCGUGGGCCGCGUCCAUGUCUUUUCUAUGUCGCUGCUAGUGAGCGAAACAGCCUCCAGCGGUCCUGCCGGUGUCGAGGUCCAGAGCGUGCGUCCCACGCAGAAGUGGACCGAGGCGGGGAACCAGGUCGUCGAGGUCACUGUGAACAAUGUUGGGAGCGAGUGUGUCUCAGGCUCGGGGCUGACGUUGUCCUUGGAGGGUCUCGGUGUCAGCACGAUCGAGACGGGGUCCAUCAAGAGACUCUGUCCUGGUGACCAGAAGCGUGUCAACGUCGGCGUCAGUGGGUCUGCGAACAGCACUACUGUUACAGCCACUCUAUCUGGCGUCAGCGGCAACCAAACAACUAGCUUUUCCGGGAUUAAUAUCGGGUUUGAGAGCUUCACUACUGACCUGGACAGCCUCGCUAAGCACGAGUCGCCGGAGUGGUUCGAUAAUGCCAAAUACGGUAUAUUUAUUCAUUGGGGCCCUUAUGCUGUACCAGGAUACGGCGGAGUGGCCCCGAACGAGACUUAUGCUGAGUGGUUCUGGUGGUACUCGAACAACCACUUUGUGAAUGCAGACAAGUCAGACAGCUAUGGCUACCGCCUCGAUACGUUUGGACCGGACUGGAAUUAUGACGACGGGUUCCCCAACUACACAGCGUCCGCGUGGGACCCCAAGGAGUGGGUCGAUCUCUUCGCCGAGGCGGGCGCCACGUAUUUCGUCCUGACGACUAAGCACCAUGACGGCUUCACGCUGUUUGAUGCAGGUGACACGACGAACCGCUCGUCGAUCAAUUACGGUCCCAGGCGGGAUAUUGUUCAGGAGCUAUUUGAUGCUGCGGCCACGUACCAACCAUCCCUGAAGCGUGGUACUUACUUCUCCCUUCCGGAGUGGUAUAAUCCUGACUUUGGGCCGUAUGGUUUCGUCCAACAUGACACCGUUGGCUCCACAAGCUGGGUGGGCAUACCGGCAACCAACCCUUUUACAAAUCUUACUGAGCCGUACACCGGCAAACUGCCAAUCGGAGACUUUGUUGAGGACCUCAUGUAUCCCCAGAUGGAGACUCUCGCGUACAAGUAUGGUACUGAUAUAAUGUGGUGCGAUGCUGGCACAGCGAAUAAGACAGCCGAAUUUGCCUCAGAGUGGUGGAACUGGGCGCGGAACAAUGACCGGCAAGUUGUCAUGAACAGUCGAUGUGGUGUAGCCCAGGCCUCAGACUUCGAGACCCCUGAAUACAGUACCUACUCGUCGGCCCAGAGACACAAGUGGGAAUCAAACCAGGGUAUGGACCCCUAUAGCUAUGGGUACAAUGCCCAGACGCCCGCAGAGAGCUAUAUGAAUGCCUCUACUAUUGUCUACUCCCUUGUGGAUAUGGUCGCCAAGAAUGGCAACCUGCUGCUGGAUAUUGGGCCGCGAGCAGAUGGGACGAUUGUUGAGGCAGAAGUAGCCAACCUGCGCCAGGCUGGGAAAUGGAUUCACGCCCAUGCCGAGGCUGUGUUCAACACGACGUACUGGUUUGUUCAGACGCAGAUCGCCAGCCCGCAGGAGGUCCGUUUCACGCAGAACGACAACGCAUUCUACGUCCUCUUCCUCGAGCAGCCGGAUGUCGCGGAAGACGGGCACGUCUGGGUGAACGCCACGGUACCGGUGCUGGAGGGAGACACAAUCUCGAUGGUUGGGGACGCCACGGGGGUAAAUGACCUAUCGUGGAAGACGUCGCCGGAGGGAUAUUUGGCCAUUAAUGUCUCGGCCGAGGCCCUAGCAUCGGAGGAAUUCGGCUGGGUAUUCAAAAUCGCGUAUGCGUGA